Molecule: messenger RNA, 842 nt
Organism: Manduca sexta (tobacco hornworm)
Lineage: Eukaryota; Metazoa; Arthropoda; Insecta; Lepidoptera; Sphingidae
Product: circadian clock-controlled protein daywake
Exons: 5
Coding region: 51-779 (242 amino acids)
Source: RefSeq, a predicted model, not a curated record
ACGUAGUGUUACGUUAUUAGCGAAUGUGAAUACAUUUGAAGUGUCGAGCAAUGUUUUGUGGACAUAUAUUUGUCGUGGCCCUGAGUGUUGCAGGCAUCCUGGCUGCACCCAAGAAGAAAGUAGCAUGUGCAUUAAACGACUUAUCAUGCACAACCCUUACGGCCGAUCCGUUAUUUAAAUCCAUCAUGAGGGGUCGACCAGAUCUUAAUGUCCCUGCUUCGGAACCGCUUCGGGAAGCCGAAAUAAGCGGACGCCUUGACGAUAUGUAUUACAAUCUUACUGAUGCUGAAUUACACGGCAUGUCGGAUUGUUCAGUUAAAAGUCAUAACAUAAACUUUCUCCAGCUUUCAUGGAGUUUCCUGUUGUAUUGUCCAAAAUUAGUUCUCCAAUCAAACUAUGACCUUUCUGGUUCGAUCCGCAAUAUUCCUAUCGAAGGCAGAGGCAGAUCUAAUAUUGUACAUGAAAAAUAUCGUAUCGGCAUGCGUGGUGGAUUUGACGUUGUACUCGACCUUAAAGGAAGACCACACGUUCGCAUCAACCAUUACGAUAUCGACCGUCUAGAAGUGGUCGGGAAUAUCAGAUCCGAUUUUUCUAACUUGUAUAAUGGAGAUGUUGCUCGAUCGGCUGUGAUGCACAAAUACUUGAAUGAUAAUUGGAAGAGCAUUGGCUUCUACACCCAAUACCCUACGAUGCGUUCCUUCAUGAAGAGAAUGAUGGAAAACCUAAUCAAGUUCCUUCAAGUCGUGCCUGCUAAUGAAUUGUUUUUCAGAGAAGAGUGAUACCAUAAACAAGAAGCAAAUUUAAAGAAAAAACAAACUGAAAUAUAUAUUUUUGAUCACUAA